AUGGACGCGAGCGAGGCCUGGAGCGGCCAGUCCGAUGCGAGCGAGACCAAGGAGGACCAGCGCAUGCGUGAGCUGCUGGACUCCAUUCUGUACUCCCUCCUGCCGGCCGCCUUCGAGAGGCUCGGGGCCUCCGCUCCAACCGGCGAGCUCUCUGCAGACGAUUGCCGGGCCGUGGCGUGCGCCGCGCUGGUAGCGGCGGCCCUGGUCGCUGCGCCGGCUGGCUUCCUGGAGUUCCUGCUCUGCGUGCCGUGGCUGCAGCUGGGGGCCCAGCUGGCCGCGAGUGGCGGCGCCCCGCCCCCAGAACUGGUUCCCUGGGGCGAUGCCCCCCCGCUCCUCCGCCCCUCCCUGGCCGAGGCCUCGCUCCUGGUCAACGUCAGGCUGGACGCACGGCUGCUGGACUGCACGCUGGACUUCCUGGGACGCGGACUCGCGCUGCACGCACUGCCGCCCCUCCUCGCCGCCGCGCUGGGUGCAGGCGGCGAACUGGCGGCCGCAGCGCUGGACGGCGCGACCCCACUCCACGCCGCGGCGAUGCGCGCGGCGGUGCCCGCGCUGUCGCACCUGCUGCUGUGCGGCGCGGACCCCAUGGCCCCCGCCGGCACUGGCGAGCUGCCCGCGCAGCUGGGGCGCGGCGGCGUGCCGGCGCAGGUGGCGCAGGAGGGCGGAGCCUUGGAACAGGACCUGGUCGUCAGCCCGCAGGAGGCGGGCGCGGUGUGGGCGGGCUGGGCCGAGGCCGCCGUCGCCGAGGCGCUGUGA
Molecule: messenger RNA, 756 nt
Organism: Auxenochlorella protothecoides
Lineage: Eukaryota; Viridiplantae; Chlorophyta; Trebouxiophyceae; Chlorellales; Chlorellaceae
Exons: 5
Coding region: 1-756 (251 amino acids)
Molecular function (GO): protein binding
Source: RefSeq, a predicted model, not a curated record